Molecule: messenger RNA, 2325 nt
Organism: Cryptotermes secundus
Lineage: Eukaryota; Metazoa; Arthropoda; Insecta; Blattodea; Kalotermitidae
Gene: Sps1
Product: inactive selenide, water dikinase-like protein
Exons: 7
Biological process (GO): L-selenocysteine biosynthetic process
Cellular component (GO): cytoplasm
Molecular function (GO): ATP binding; selenide, water dikinase activity
Source: RefSeq, a predicted model, not a curated record
CGGUCUUGCUGCCGAGGGAGAAGGCCAUUUUGUGAGCAAUAGAGAGGUUGAAGGGAUUGAGCGCGUAGUUGUACAUCCAAGUGUUUAAACAUUUUUACCAACAUUUCUUCUUAUCAACCUCAAAUGGCUGAAUUACAAGCAACAUCAGUUUCUCAAGAAGCCCUGUCAGUCGCCCAGUUGGAGUUAGGAGGAAAUCCAAAUGCAUUAGCACUUCGAAGGCCGUUCGAUCCUGUGGCACAUGAGUUGGACGCAUCUUUCCGUCUGACACGUUUUGCUGAUCUAAAAGGAUGAGGGUGUAAAGUCCCUCAGGAGGUUCUUUCCAAACUCCUAGAGGGACUUCAGCAAGAUGACAAUAAUGCCCAGGACGAACAUGCCCAUUUCAUGCAUAUGGCAAUUCCGCGAAUUGGAAUUGGCAUGGAUUCCUCUGUUACUCCACUGCGGCAUGGUGGUCUGUCCCUUGUCCAAACAACAGACUUCUUCUACCCUCUGGUGGAUGAUCCAUACAUGAUGGGCAAGAUUGCAUGUGCAAAUGUGAUCAGUGAUUUGUACGCUAUGGGUGUCACUGAAUGUGACAACAUGCUAAUGCUGCUGGGAGUAUCAACAAAGAUGACUGAGAAAGAAAGGGACGUUGUCGUACCUCUCAUCAUGAGAGGAUUUAAGGAUUCUGCCCUUGAAGCUGGAACCACAGUGACUGGUGGACAGACAGUUGUGAAUCCUUGGUGCACGAUUGGGGGUGUUGCUUCCACUGUGUGCCAACCCAAUGAAUACAUAGUCCCAGACAAUGCCGUAGUGGGUGAUGUUUUGGUUCUCACUAAACCUCUGGGAACCCAAGUAGCUGUAAAUGCACACCAAUGGCUUGACCAACCAGAAAGAUGGAACCGAAUCAAACUCGUUGUCUCUGAAGACGAUGUCCGCAAAGCAUACCAGCGCUCAAUGGAUUCAAUGGCAAGACUGAAUAGAAUAGCUGCUAGAUUGAUGCACAAAUACAAUGCGCACGGUGCUACUGACGUAACUGGCUUUGGAUUGCUUGGACAUGCCCAGAAUUUGGCCAGACAUCAGAAGAAUGAAGUAUCUUUUGUGAUUCACAACUUGCCAGUGAUAGCCAAAAUGGCUGCUGUAGCCAAAGCUUGCGGGAAUAUGUUCCAGCUUCUUCAGGGCCAUUCUGCAGAAACAUCAGGUGGUCUGCUUAUUUGCUUGCCAAGAGAGCAGGCUGCUGCGUACUGUAAGGAUAUUGAGAAGCAAGAAGGUUAUCAGGCUUGGAUUAUUGGAAUUGUUGAGAAAGGAAAUAGAACAGCUCGAAUUAUUGAUAAACCACGUGUGAUUGAAGUCCCUGCUAAAGAGAAAGAUGGAGAACUGUGGUAGACAGAACUAAUAAUAACAUACAUCUUGAACACAUGUACUAAAUGCAGAUAUGAAUAUAUAUAUCAUGGAACAGUGAGAGUAGUAAGGAUGUCUGACUUGUACCCAGUAUAAGUGCUUCUCUUUUGGAAAAGAGUACAGUGCUUCCUGAUGCUUGAAUGUAUCAAAGUUGCCUGAAGUGGUAAAUUGUGUUGCUUUGCCAAGUGAGGACUGCUUUUUAUGAGUAUACAACAAUAUUGAAGAGAGCAGAUCAAAUUUGGUACUAGCUUAAUGUUACGAAAGUCAAGUUGGCUGCUUUUUGUCUUUUUUUGUGAUAACAUUUAAUGACAAUCUUUAGGUGUUUCUUGCGCUGUUAGCAUAUCUGCAUUAUAAUGAAACUAUAAGGAUGUUUGGGUCCUUCAAAUGUACAAUUUUGUCUUCUUUAUAUACAUGUGCCAAUUAAGUUUAUCCUCUUGCCAGUACUUAUUUAGAGCCUCAAGUUUUAACAUCACCACUGUGUAUUGAAUUACCAUGUUCAUGUUUAAGGAAUGUAAUGUUGUUUCCUUGCAGCUUGAUAUCAGUUGUAGGUUUUGUAUGGUUUUGGAUUCAUUUAAAAGCUAUUUUAAACAAUGAGCAGUUUUGGAUUUGGUGUUCAUUUCAAAUUUAUUAUAUGAGUAAUUUUGGUCAGAUUAAAUGUAAAUCAAACUUGGGUUGAUUUAGAGCACAAAAUGUUUAAACUAUUUCUGAGUCAUGAACAGCAUGUAUAUGAAACAAAUUUUUAAUACUUUCACUUUAACUGGAUCUUACAAGUUUCUAGUGGUGAUGGACAAGAGUGGAGCACUGAGUGAGUGUGGGUCUGCAAGUGGUGUCUCAAAAUGUGUAUCAGCAUUUACAGAGGAGCUGUCAUAAUGUCAAGAGGUUAGUCGCUGGCUUCCCACCACGGUGGCCCGGGUUCGAUCCUGAGUCUGGUCAAGUGGGAUUUGUGGU